AUGCGACUUGUCUGGAAGUCUGACUGCUGUGACACGUGUCGAAAUAGGAAGGUCAAAUGUGACGGUGAAUAUCCUAUCUGCCGCAACUGCUCCAGGAACAAGCGUACAUGUGAACGUACCUACCAAAAAGGUCGUUUGGUCCGUCUUCCCCAAACAAAGUCGCUUGUUCUGCCUAAGCGGCAGUUCCCCUGCACGGUAGGAAAUCUGCCGACAAGCCCAUCGCAGGGCCACUUAUAUCAGCAACAAUUCCUGUCAUGCUUUCUGGCCGACUUUUUUCCGUCGCAAUCUAGUGGCCUUCAGAUCUUUUCCUACUUCGAAGACUUGUGCAAGCAUCACGGCGAAAGCGACUAUAUCAAUGUCGGCUCUUCCGCCCUUAGCUUGGUUUAUUUUGGCCAAACUCAUGGAAACGAGCAUCUACUGAAGUUGAGCCUGCAAUACUACCACUUAUUACUGGGGAUGGUCUGCAUAGCUAAACAACCGACGGAAGAUGUCAUUAUUGGCGCAGCACUUCUCAGCAUGUAUGAGGUUUAUAACCCAGUCGAAACAACUUCCUGGACGAUCCAUGUGCGCGGCGCAUGUAAUCUUGUUGCGACUCGUGGACCAGAAAGCCCCAUCAACCCGCGUCUAUUAUGCUUAGUGCGAACCAUAGGGCAGUUCUAUGAGAGCUUAGGUCGUCGCAAAACUACAUUUCCACCGAGCCCCCGAUGGAAUGAGAUUGUUUCAAAGACUGAGCCAUUCGAGCAACUUCUGAGCAUUAUACUCUCUCUACCCCGGCUUGAGGAGCUUCAUGACAAAAUCGAGCAGUCUGAAUCUGCAAAACGUUUGUUCCUUAGCCAGCUCACAACCACAUAUUCCAAACUUCGAAUGUGGUAUCUUGAAUUUCUUAAUAGCCAGAAAUUAUGCACUUUUGAAAAGCGAACGGCUAAACCUGGCGAACUAUCCUUUGUCGCACACUACCCCGAGUUGAGAGACACAUUCCCAGAGGUCAUCAUUUUCUCAAGUCGCUAUAUCUGCCAACUACUUCUACUUUGCUGGACAGGCUUCUUCGUGUUGAACCACGAGACUUCUAAGUUUGUAAGAACGUUCAAGACCACGAUCGAGUACACUCAAGAUUCACACCUCUUAUCGCCCGCUCAACAUCAAUGCCCAUGUCUUAAUAACGAGUCUACGAUCACCGAAUGGUCCGGUUCCUUAGAUCAGGAAACGGAUACGGGGAUUUAUUUGGUUGAGAAAUGCGCCGAGGUUUUUGCAGAGCGAAUAUGCCAGUCAAUAGUUUACGCAGACAAAUACUCCUAUGCGUCUGCGAUGAAGUUGAUGAUUAUAUCUCCGGUGUGGAUUCUGCAACAAUAUUUUAUUGAUAAGAAAGACUAUCAGCGGGCAUUGUGGUGCCGGUGUGCUCUCGAAGCCAUCCCGCCUAGAAGAGUGGGCUUCGGUUCGCUUCUUGCAAAGCUUUCUGUCCAGCAGUACCAGGAAGUUGGUGGCGGCAAGAGGUAA
Penicillium nucicola is the source of this 1494-nucleotide messenger RNA. RefSeq names its product Zn(II)2Cys6 transcription factor domain-containing protein. Gene Ontology annotation, molecular function: zinc ion binding; DNA-binding transcription factor activity, RNA polymerase II-specific. The transcript has 4 exons. The coding region runs from base 1 to 1494 and encodes 497 amino acids. The record is from RefSeq and is a predicted model, not a curated record. Gene Ontology annotation, biological process: regulation of DNA-templated transcription. Lineage: Eukaryota; Fungi; Ascomycota; Eurotiomycetes; Eurotiales; Aspergillaceae.